AUGUCCGCCGAGGUCACCCAUCUCCCUCCGCAGUUGACCGAUCUCUCCGCCUCCCUGUCGAAUCCGGCACCUCCUACCAACUCCCUUCCUCCCUUCGCGGCGCUGAACUCGCCCUCGCUCUCAUUUCUCCCAUACCUAACGGACGAGUCCUGGCUCAACAUCAAUGCCCUCCUAUCCCAGCCCCCGACUGCCAAUCCUUCCUCUCUGCCGGGAAUCCAGGGCCCAAAACAGAACCCCCCGCCGUCCCCACCGGCGUCGCAGAUCGGAAACGACGAAACAACUACUCUAGCUACUCGGCACGCUGCCCCACUCGCCCCGAACAAAGACCGAGAGGAGGCAGAUCGUCGGAAGCGCGAGAAUUUCCUGGCGCGCAACCGUCGCGCCGCCACCAAAUGCCGCGAGAGGAAGCGCCAGUUCACCAAGAAACUCCAGGACCAGUUCAAGGACGUCGCGCAGCGGAAACAAUCCCUGGAGUCUGAGUUCGCUAAGCUGCAGGGGGAAGUGCUCGACUUGAAAAAUGAGUUACUGCGUCACUCGCAGUGCGCCGAUCCUGCUAUCCAGAAUCAUUUGGCCGGGAUGGUCAAGAACGUGACGGUCGCGAAAUCGCCCAUCCUGGCCCGGUCGGGUCCUGCGCCGGAGGAGGCCUCGUCCACCGCGCUGUCGGUCGAUGAGGACGGUCCUGGUAGUAGUGGUAGCAGUACGCUGCCGGUCGCCAGUUGCGAGACGGACCGGACGCGUCGGGACUCGGUGCUGAGCGUCAGUACCGACGCCAGCCUGGACAGUUUCAUCGAUGAAGGGUUAUUCCAGGAGUUGUUGAACUAUGGCGGAGAGCCCGCUUUAUAA
Aspergillus affinis is the source of this 843-nucleotide messenger RNA. Its product is annotated as bZIP transcription factor. The record is from RefSeq and is a predicted model, not a curated record. Bases 1 to 843 code for a protein of 280 amino acids. The transcript has a single exon. Gene Ontology annotation, molecular function: RNA polymerase II cis-regulatory region sequence-specific DNA binding; DNA-binding transcription factor activity, RNA polymerase II-specific. Lineage: Eukaryota; Fungi; Ascomycota; Eurotiomycetes; Eurotiales; Aspergillaceae. Gene Ontology annotation, biological process: regulation of transcription by RNA polymerase II.